AUGCCCCUCGAGGUCUUAUUCUUCGGCGCAGGCGCCAUCGGGGCAUUCUAUGCGUCCCGAGUGGCUCGCAAUGCCAACACCAACGUCUCGGUCGUCUGUCGCUCGAACUACUCAGCCGUCAAGGCCAAUGGCUUCCAAAUAACGUCCUCGCAGUAUGGGGACUAUACGUGGACGCCAACCCGAACAUUCAAUUCUCCCGAGUCAGCCCGCAAAAGCGGUGUCAAGUGGGACUUCGUUGUGGUCAGCACCAAGGCCCUGCCCAACGUCUCGGACGAUUCAAAACUCCUCGAGGGGCUGGUCAGCCCUGGCGCGGCUGUGGUGUUGAUCCAGAACGGCCUGGGCGUGGAGCAGCCCUACACCGAACGAUUCACUCGAUCGACCAUCCUAAGUGCCGUGACGAUUGCGUCCUGUGCACAGCCCUCAAAUGGCCACAUCAAACACAACCGUUGGACACGGAUAAACGUGGGGCCGUACUUCUCAGAAUCGAGUCCGUCCGCUGAAGUCAAGGCCACCGCGACGGCGCAGAACCAGACCUUUGUCGACCUGCUCCUGAAGGGGGGUGUCAAGGACGCCAUCGCCGAUACGCACGAGAAACUGCAGCUCGUCCGCUGGCACAAGAUCGCCAUCAACGCGUCCAUGAACCCCUCGGCGGUGCUGUCGGGCGGGUCGACCAACGAAGCCAUGUCCAACGAUCCGGAGCUGUCGCGGCACCUGAAGGGCGUGAUGGACGAGGUGCUGACCACGGCGCCCAAGGUCGUCGGCAAGCCGCUCCCCGCGAGCUUCGCCACCGCCGAGCAGAUCCUCCGGUCGACGCGGAGGAACACCAGCGGCAGCAAGCCGAGCAUGCUCCUCGACUGGGAAGGCGGCAAGCUCAUGGAGCUGGAGGUCAUCCUGGGAAAUCCCAUCCGGCUCGCGCGCGAGAAGGGCUACGAGAUGCCCCGCAUGCAGAGUCUGUAUGCGCUGUUGAAGAUGGCCGAGAAGAACCGCGAGGCUCAGAAGCAGAGUGCCAAAGCAGGGAGCAAGCUCUGA
This is a messenger RNA of Fonsecaea erecta, 1029 nucleotides long. RefSeq lists its product as hypothetical. Gene Ontology annotation, biological process: pantothenate biosynthetic process. The transcript has a single exon. NCBI's taxonomy places the organism in Eukaryota, Fungi, Ascomycota, Eurotiomycetes, Chaetothyriales, Herpotrichiellaceae. The record is from RefSeq and is a predicted model, not a curated record. Gene Ontology annotation, cellular component: cytoplasm. Gene Ontology annotation, molecular function: 2-dehydropantoate 2-reductase activity. Bases 1 to 1029 code for a protein of 342 amino acids.